This is a messenger RNA of Ahaetulla prasina, 1682 nucleotides long. It is a transcript of the gene DYNC2LI1, whose product is annotated as dynein cytoplasmic 2 light intermediate chain 1. The transcript has 13 exons. Bases 90 to 1151 code for a protein of 353 amino acids. Lineage: Eukaryota; Metazoa; Chordata; Lepidosauria; Squamata; Colubridae. Gene Ontology annotation, biological process: intraciliary transport involved in cilium assembly; intraciliary retrograde transport. Gene Ontology annotation, cellular component: axoneme; ciliary basal body; cytoplasmic dynein complex. Gene Ontology annotation, molecular function: dynein heavy chain binding. The record is from RefSeq and is a predicted model, not a curated record.
CUCGCAGGUUAGGCGCUGUUGCCAUGGCGAUCUCGGAGUAGAUCAAGGCCUACACUUGUCGGCGCCGUUUUUGACGAAGUUGAGAAGAGAUGCCUGGGGCCAGCGACACUAUAUGGGAUAUUGCUAAAGCGGAAGUUGAGAAAAGAGAAAACAGUGAAGAUGGCAGAGACACUCUGGAAUGUUGUGAAAGAUCGUUAUUCUUUUUAGGAAAUAAAAAUGGGGGUAAGACUAGUAUUAUAUUGAGGUGCCUUGACAGAGAUGAAGUUCCAAAACCAACCCUAGCUUUGGAAUAUACUUUUGGAAGAAGAGCAAAGGGGCAUAAUACACCUAAAGAUAUUGCUCACUUUUGGGAAUUAGGUGGUGGAACUUUGUUGUUGGAUUUAAUCCCUAUACCAAUAAUGGCAGCUAACAUAAGGACAUUUGCUGUUAUUCUUGUCUUGGAUCUUUCAAAACCAAAUGAACUCUGGCCAACCAUGGAGAGUCUUCUACAAGUCACUAGAAAGCAUGUAGACAGAAUUAUAUCAAAACUGGGCCCAAACAAUUCCAAAAUAGCUACUGAAAUUAAGCGGAAGAUGUGGAACAAUGUGCCAAAGGAUCAUCCUGAUCGUGAGCUAAUUGACCCAUUUCCAAUUCCACUAGUUAUAAUUGGAAGCAAAUAUGAUCUAUUUCAUGAAUUUGAUUCUGAGAUGAAAAAAAUAAUAUACAAGACACUUCGAUUUGUUGCUCAUUAUUAUGGUGCAUCUUUAGCGUUUACUAGCAAAUCAGAAGCUCUGUGGCUGAAAACACGGGCACUAAUUAACCAUUUGGCCUUUGGCUUUGAUAGAAGCAAAUCCAUGUCAGUGGAUCCAAGUAAACCGCUUUUUAUUCCAGCAGGAAUGGACUCCCUUAGUCAAAUAGGACCGCCUCCUGCUUCUGAUAGUGACAUUGGAAAGUUGCAUGCACAAACUCCUUUGGAUUUAUGGAAAAAGGUUUUUGGAAAGAUAUUUCCCCCAAAGAAAGUAGACAUUUUCAAAGAAGCUAGGGACCCAGCUCGGGAUCCACAAUAUGCUGAAUAUGAAGUUGAUGCUAUGCGAAGUCAAAAAAAUGAGGAAUUAGAACAGUACAAAAGAAAUGCUGCUAAAACCUGGAAAGAAAUAGAAUUUGAUUCUUGACUGAGAAUUAUUUAAACCUAUAUUUCGUACAUUUAAGUGGAUUCGUGACGUUUUAAGAGCUGUUUAAUAUAUGACAUGAGAUCAGUUGUCUCAAGAAGAAUUGAAAGGGUAUCUGAAAAAUCAACCAACAGUAAAUUGAUGUCCUACUGCCCAGAUGGCUAGCAUAGCCAGCCAUUAUAUUGAAACGUUGCGUACAUAUAUAUUAUCUAUUGGCUACAUUGAAGCUACAUUUCUUGCAGACUGUUUUUGUUUAAAUUGAGGAAUGCACAGAUUUUAUUGAUUUUAGUGAAAGUAUACUUGAAAAUAAGGAAAUUCAUCUUUAUGUUUUCACACAUCAAUAAUUUAAGCCAAUUUAAACUGUAUUGAAAAAUAUUUACAUUUUAAAUAAAGUUUUCAGUACAAGAUAAGUUGUAUAUAUAUAUAUGGAUUUCUUGUGUAUAUAUAAAUACAUAUAUUUGUUUUCGUAAUACAUAUAUAUGACAUUUUUAUGUAACAAUUUCAAUAAAAAGUAACUCCAAUUCAUUUCAAUUG